Molecule: messenger RNA, 714 nt
Organism: Paramacrobiotus metropolitanus
Lineage: Eukaryota; Metazoa; Tardigrada; Eutardigrada; Parachela; Macrobiotidae
Exons: 3
Coding region: 88-600 (170 amino acids)
Source: RefSeq, a predicted model, not a curated record
CAUAAGUACUUUCAUACUGCUUACAUAGCGUGAAGUCGUGAACCAGAUUAUAAAAUUAUUACACUUUACAAUAAUGUCAUAUGUCAUAUGCAUUGCGAGUUUGCGACUCAUAUUGGUAUGAUGUACGGCAGGUGUGGUACUGGCACAGUUCUUAUUGAUUUCCAUUUCAACUUUCAACCCAGCGGAAGUAAAAGCCGUCGUUGGGACUUUUCCAUUGCUUCCGUUGAAGCUGUAUUUGCUUCGGUAAAUCGCUUCCUGGACGCUAAAGAAAUCAUGGAUACGGCACAUGGUGGAUUCGACAGUUCAAAAGGAGCAGCUCGGGAUGAGAAGCGGAACCAAGCCUUGAUAGGAGAGCCGUUCAUCACCGGCUCGAAUCCCGCCAGCGGGCAGUUGUUUGAAGGAGCUCCUAAUCCACCGCCGCAAGAGCCUGGAGCGCACAAUUCGGGGGAGAAGCCUAUUGCAUUGGGUGGGGAAUACGACAGGGAUUUCGCGAAACCUUCGGGAGAGCUGGAUUUUGACGCGGAGCACGGACAUAAGACAGACAUCCCGUGGGACAGUGGUCAGGGAUCGGGCUUCGACAAAGACUGGCAGUACAAGUGACGGGAUGGUCUUGUACAAGUUUACAAUCGCUGACCAUUGUAUAGUCUUGUAGUUAUUAAUCGCUUCGUUCUCUUUUUCGUUUGCUGAAAUAAAUAAAUAAUCAGAUUAUUGUUG